Messenger RNA from Macrosiphum euphorbiae (potato aphid), 5286 nucleotides. The record is from the annotation of a GenBank genome assembly. Lineage: Eukaryota; Metazoa; Arthropoda; Insecta; Hemiptera; Aphididae.
AUGCCCGAGUUAGGUGCCUUGAAAUCCCGUAGAGGCCAAUUAAAGGCCAAGCUAACAAGAUUUAUAAAUCACCUGUCAAAUGUUGACAAAAAUGUGGAAAUAAAUCGGACAGAAUUGAGGUGCCGUCGGGAAAAGAACGAGGAUGUUUGGCAAGAGUUUGAACAGGUACAAAGUGCAAUCGAGCUGUUACUGAAUGAUGAAGAAGAUGAAGAAACAACGAACUACCGCAUGGAAUUCGAGAAUGCAUAUUUUAAUGCCAUUUCAUUAUGCGAUGAUUUAAUGUAUGACAGAAAUAAUGAGCAAAUCGAAAGUCAAGGUAACACCGACGUUAUGCGUAAUAGUAACAUGCUUGUUCCGGCUCCACAGAUGACGGCAAGUAGUGGUGGGGGAUUUUGUUGCAAUAAUUCCAAUGCACCAAUACAACUAGCGGCGAUAAGUCUACCGACAUUUUCAGGUAUAUAUAGUGAAUGGCCUACAUAUUACGAUAUUUUUGGAGUAAUGGUACACAAAAAUGAUCGAAUAAGCGACAUUCAACGGUUUUUCCAUUUGCGCGCAUCGUUAUCGGGUGAAGCGGCUCAAGUCAUACAAGGCAUAGAGACGACCGCCGCCAAUUACAGUAUCGCUUGGGAAAGUUUGAUUGCCAGGUAUAACAAUAAAAAGGUGCUUAUUCAAUCACAUACUAGAGGCUUGUACGAAUUAUCAGUGAUAAACGAAGAAUCCAAACAAUUACGAAAAUUAAUUGAUAAAUUAAAUUGUCAUAUCAACGCUUUGGAGUCCUUGGGAGAAAAUCCUCGUGGGUGGGGAUCCAUGUUAAUUCAUUUAAUUACGAGCAAAUUAGAUAUUAGCACCAUAAAAGCAUGGGAAACAAUUGCACCGAAAGACGAAAUACCACCAAUUCAAGUACUGAUACAAUUUUUAGAAAAACGUUUUAAAAUAGUAGAAGCUGUUGAAUCGGUAUCACAAAUGAAUAUCAAAGAAAGCUCGGAUUCGAAGGGAAAUAAGAAAAUCAAUAAAGGUUAUCCCAAGGAGAAAACGUAUUAUUCAUUCGCGGCUACCGAUAUGACCAAAUGUUACAAUUGUAAUUUACCACAUACUAUUUAUAAGUGCCCUGCAUUCCUAGCAUUAUCAGUACCCGACAGAAUAAAUAAAGUAAAUGCACUAAAGUUGUGCAAAAUAUGUAUGCGUCCACACAAUGACAAAAAAUGUCUUGGUAAAAAAUGUUUCAAGUGCCAUAAAGCUCACAACACGAUGCUACAUUUAAAUGCGAGCAAAGACGGUGAAGAGAAUAAAAGUAAUACGAUGACAGCCGCGGGUAACGAUAAUAGUAACACAAGUCGUUCCGAUAACGAAAUCAUACCAGUCACAGCACACAGUACAGUCGCAGCGACGGCGGCUGCGCCGGAUAAACACGUUAUGUUAUCCACCGCCGUCAUAAAAGUAUAUGAUAAAAUGGGUAAUGCGAUACAUUGCCGUGCACUAUUGGACUCUGGAUCUCAAAACAAUUUUGUCACGAAAUAUAUGGCACAAACCCUUCAAUUAGGCCGAAACAAAAUAAAGAGCGAUGUCUCCGGUAUAGGUCAAUCAGUGCACACUAUAACGUCCGCGGUGACGGUGAAGAUAAGAUCCCGCACAAGCGAUUACGAAAAAACCAUAUCUUGCUUAAUAUUACCCAGAUUAACUAAUGACAUACCCGCACAGGUCAUUGACCCAAAACGUAUAAAUGUACCAGAUAAUAUUGUAUUGGCUGACAACGCAUACAAUAAGCCGCAAAAAAUUGAUAUGUUAUUAGGUAAUGAAUUGUUUUUCGACUUAAUGCGUCCAGGGCAAAUUAAAUCGAGCAGUGCCGGGCCAAUUAUACAAGAGACGAGGUUAGGAUGGAUAAUUGCUGGUCCUAUACCAAAAUGCAAGAAUAAUAUCGAUCGGGGAAAUAUUACGUUACUAAGCGAAAUCGUAGUAAAUAAUUUGGAGGAUCAAAUUUCGAAAUUUUGGCGCUUAGAAACUGUAUUAAAUGAUAAAACGAAUUAUACAAUGGAAGAGAAGGCUUGUCAAGCGUAUUUUAAUCAAACCGUUCGCCAAGGCGUAGACGGUAAAUUUAUUGUAAAAUUACCAUUUAAAACAGAAAUAAAAGAAAUAGGCAAUUCUUACCCGGCUGCGCUACGACGGUUUUUUUCAUUGGAAAAGCGAUUUAAAUUCAACCCUGUAUUAAAAUUAGAAUAUAGUAAAUUUAUGAAAGAAUAUAUUGAAUUAAAUCAUAUGGAUGUCGUCUUGGAAAACGAAGAAGAAAAAAUCGGUGUAAAUGACUAUUUUUUACCGCAUCAUGCCGUGAUAAAUACAAAUAGUACUACUACUAGACUGCGCGUGGUAUUUGAUGCGUCAUGCAAAACGGACAUAGGACUUAGUUUAAAUGAUGCGUUGUUAAAGGGUCCUACUAUACAGGAGGAAUUGAUUACUAUUUUGGCGCGUUUUAGAAAACAUAAAUUCGCGUUCUCCGCAGACGUAUCAAAAAUGUAUCGCCAAAUAUGGGUGGACCCGCAGCAGCGCAGCUAUCAAAAAAUUAUUUGGCGCGCAAAUCCCGAAGAGCCACUGCGUACCUAUAGAUUGAACACGGUAACGUACGGGACGGUUCCAGCUUCAUUUUUGGCGACCGGGUGUUUAGCUAAGUUAGCCGAAAAAGAAUACCACAUGUUUCCGGACGCCUGCGACGUUAUUAAAUCCGAUUUUUACAUGGACGACUAUUUGGGUGGUGCGGACACCAAAGAUAACGCGUUAAGGUUACGUAAUUCGUUAAUCGAAGUUAUGCUCCGGGGUGGUUUUCCACUAAGAAAAUGGAUGUCAAAUAGUUCCGAGCUACUCGCCGAUAUGCCCAAUAUAGGAAAUAAAUCAAUGACCAUAAUGGAGCUUGAAAAUAAAAUGACUAAAAUUUUAGGCUUAUUAUGGUGUCCGGAACGCGAUGUUUUUAAAUAUAAAAUUGAAAUAACAACGCUCAACGAUCUACCAGUUACCAAAAGAGAUAUAUUAUCACAAAUCGCUUCAUUAUUCGAUCCGCUAGGACUCGUUGGUCCUAUAGUAAUACGCGCAAAAAUAUUAAUGCAAAAAUUAUGGCAAUUACAAUGCGAUUGGGAUAAGCCUGUACCGAUUGUAAUUCAAAAAGAAUGGAAAAGUUAUGUAAGUUCUUUAAAUUAUUUACGUGAAUUAGAAAUACCUAGAUAUCUUGGUACCGAAACUGACUAUGAAAUACAAAUACAUGGCUUUGCCGACGCUAGCUUAUUAGCAUAUGGGGCAUGUUUAUACAUUCGUUGUUCGAGUAAUAAAAAUGUACACGUCACCAAACUUAUUUGCGCAAAAUCAAAAAUAGCACCGUUAAAAAUAAUAUCCCUACCUCGCCUGGAGCUAUGCGCUGCCGUAAUACUCGCGCGCUUAGCAAAUAAAGUCUUACCGAAAUUAAAAUUAAAUAUAAAAAAUAAAUAUUUUUGGACAGACUCGUCUAUAACAUUAGCUUGGAUCACUUCCCCGUCGUCAAAGUGGAAAACUUUCGUGGCUCACCGAGUAAGUGAAAUACAGGAUAUGACCAGGUUAAAUGAAUGGAAUCACGUGAGCACUCAAGACAAUCCAGCCGAUUUAAUAUCGCGCGGUUGCGGGGCCGAUCAAAUAAUAAAUAAUGAUUUAUGGUGGGAGGGCCCUCAUUGGCUCGCUGAUAAUUCCGAAAACUGGCCAAAAUCAAAGAUCAACGUUAACGCCGGUAUAAUACCGGAAGCAAAAGAAAAAAUCACUUUAUUGAUAGAACCCGUAAAUGAAAACUUAAUUAAAAAUUAUUCAUCGUGGAAUAAAUUAUUACGAGUGUUUGCUUAUUGUUUACGUUUUAUUAAAAUCCGUGUCAAAAAACUUGAAGUCAUUGGUCCUAUUCAACUCGAAGAACUACGAGCAGCUGAAAUUGCCGUUAUCAAAAUAACACAAUCAUACUACUGGUCAAGUGAAAUAAAUGGUUUAAUAAAUAAUUCCAUUCUGCCGAACAACAGUAAGUUGAGAAAUUUGCAACCUUUUUUAGAAAAUGGAAUUAUGAGAGUCGGUGGUCGAUUAAAAAAUGCUCUAUAUUUAGACCAAUUUCAACGUAGUCCUAUUUUAAUACCUCAAAAUAGCGCUAUUGCAAAUUUAAUAUUGCAAAAUGAACAUGAAAAAUUGAUGCACGCCGGUCCUCAAGCUAUGUUGGCCAAUACACGAUUGAAGUAUUGGAUAAUAGGCGGUCGAAAUACUGCAAGACAUAUUUUUCAUAAAUGUAUUAAAUGUUUUAGACUCCGACCUAUUAUAGUGGAACCUAUAAUGGGAAAUUUACCAGCGGAACGCCUAGAACCAUGUCGAGCUUUUAAAAAAUGCGGAGUGGAUUUCGCCGGUCCAAUCACAAUCAAAACCAGUUUGAGAAAAAAGGCAGCAGUGACUAAGGGCUACAUUUGCGUCUUCGUUUGUUUUAGUACUCGUGCUGUCCACAUAGAACUUGUAAGUGAUCUGACCAGCGAUGCAUUUUUGAACGCGUUAAAAAGAUUUAUUGGUCGUCGUGGUGUAUGCUCUGAUAUAUAUAGUGACAACGCCACUAAUUUCGUCGGCGCCAAUAAAAAGCUUUCAGAGCUUAAAUGUUUGUUCCAGUCAGCGACCCAUUUGGACAAAAUGUAUAAUGCGUUAGCAACAGAGGGUAUUAAUUGGCAUUUUAUCCCCCCCCGAUCUCCUCAUUUUGGUGGGUUAUGGGAGGCUUCUGUAAAAUCUAUAAAAACUCAUCUGUACCGGGUAUUGGGCGAAUCGCAUUUGACAUAUGAGGAAUUAAAUACUAUUUUAAUAAAGAUAGAAGCUGUCUUAAAUUCUCGCCCACUCACUCCUCUUUCCUCCGAUCCUAUGGACGCGACACCAUUAACACCAGCUCAUUUCCUUAUUGGUGAACCUACCUGUUCAGUACCUGAACCUGACUUGUCGUCUGUACCUGAUAACCGCUUGAAACGAUGGCAGCGCGUGACUCGACUUACGCAGUGUCUUUGGAAACGUUGGAAUGACGAAUACUUAUCCCAACUACAGACCCGAAAAAAAUGGUUGUCAAAUAAAGGUCCAAAUUUAAGCGUUGGUACUUUGGUACUAAUUAAGGAAGACAACAUAACUCCUUUGUCAUGGUCUCUUGGUCGUGUAGUACGUGUGCAGGCUGGAGCUGACGGGGUCGUUCGAGUGGCUACUGUUUUGAGCCGCGGGAAGGAGGUAAAAAGGUCUGUCAGAAAAUUAUGUCCUCUUCCGUUCGAAGGUAAUGUUUAG